CAAUGCUUGCGCUUCAUUUUCUUGUCCACCCUUUCGCCUUCAGUCUUCAGUAAUAGUUGCCAUGGCAUCUCCUUACUGCGUGAGAAAGUGUCUCGGAGAGACGUCACGCAGCCUGUUCUCAGCAAGCCGAUCGUUAUGUUGGGACUGUCAACAACCCAUCAAAUCACGCAUUGACCAGAGAAGAAAGAUUAGCAGCUACGGCUACACCCAAGCGAAAGCCCUUGUAUACUCCAAGUAUGGAGAGCCAAAAGAUGUUCUUUCGCUACAUGGUCACUCUAUUUCACCCGCGUCUGGGUCCAACGUCGUCCUCCGUAUGCUCGUGGCUCCUAUCAACCCUGCCGACGUCAACCAGAUCCAGGGUGUGUAUCCUGCGAAGCCAGAGAUGACAACAGCACUCGGCACCUCCGAGCCCUCAGCCGUGGCUGGAAAUGAAGGAACGGCAGAGGUCAUCAGUGUCGGUUCUGGGGUGAAAACCCUCAGCAAAGGAGACUGGGUCAUCAUGAAGAGUACCUCGAUGGGUACCUGGCGGACACACAUGGCAAUAGAUGAGAGCAAGUUGAUCAAAAUUGAUAACAAAGAAGGACUGUCCCCGCUUCAAGUCGGGACGGUGUCAGUCAAUCCCUGUACGGCAUACCGCAUGCUUCUUGACUCGGCAAAAUGGAGCUUCCGGGGAGACGAAUGGUUCAUCCAGAACGGCGCCAACAGCGGGGUGGGAAGAGCCGCCAUACAGCUUGGACGCGAGUGGGGAUUCAAGAGUAUCAAUGUCAUCCGGGGUCGGGAGAACAAGGAGGAGGAACAGAAACUUCGCCAGGAACUGCUCGAUAUUGGAGCCACCAAAGUCAUUACGGAAGAAGAGCUCCAGAGUCGCGAGAUCAGAGACCAGAUCAAAGAAUGGACAAAUGGUGGACGAGAACAAAUCAGAGUUGGCCUCAACUGCGUGGGAGGGAAGCCGGCGACCGCUCUGGCCAAAUUCCUAAGCCCUGGGGCGACCAUGGUGACGUACGGAGCGAUGAGCAAACAGCCUCUCAUGUUACCUGCCUCGCUACUGAUCUUCAAGGAGAUCACUUUCAACGGGUUUUGGGUGAGCAAAUGGAGUGACCGACACCCGGACCAGAAGAAACAGACUGUGGAAGAUGUUCUUCGGCUCACGAGAGAAGGGAGAUUCAAGGAUAUACCGGUGCAAGAAUGCAAAUGGGGCUGGAACACGGAAAUCGAUCUCCUGAAACAAGCCGUUCAAGGAACCCUUGGUGGCUUCCGACCUGGAAAAGGCGUUUUUGUGUUUGAGGAGACGUGACCGGCUUCAAUAUGCGAGCGCCUGUUCAUCUAGGAGACGCAUUCGGCUUCUCCCGCUUGGCUGAUCAUUGGCACCGCACAGCUGAUGGCUCAACGGAAUGCGUUCUCGAUUGUGCUAUCUCCCUGCAGGUAAGCUUCGCCAUUCAGCGAACCAUGUACCAGGAGAUAGAUAUAUUGUAUGUCUAUAUAGGAUGGUCCAGACUGAGGCGUAAACUUUUACAUAUUCAAUUGACGGCGGUGGCGAGUGUCGCACGAGGUAGCACUAAUGAAUCUUACUCACUGCGUUCAAGACGGCGCCAGCAGCUUCGUGCAGCUACGUCUUGACGGAGAUACGACCAUCAGCACAGCUUUGCCUAGAUAUACAGAACACCUGAAGCGGAAGCGAGAGCAGCAAGGCUCCGCACUUCCGCC
Cladophialophora immunda is the source of this 1704-nucleotide messenger RNA. RefSeq lists its product as uncharacterized. NCBI's taxonomy places the organism in Eukaryota, Fungi, Ascomycota, Eurotiomycetes, Chaetothyriales, Herpotrichiellaceae. Gene Ontology annotation, molecular function: trans-2-enoyl-CoA reductase (NADPH) activity. The coding region runs from base 62 to 1294 and encodes 410 amino acids. Gene Ontology annotation, biological process: fatty acid metabolic process. The transcript has a single exon. The record is from RefSeq and is a predicted model, not a curated record. Gene Ontology annotation, cellular component: mitochondrion.